Merops nubicus (carmine bee-eater) is the source of this 1887-nucleotide messenger RNA. It is a transcript of the gene IL22RA1, whose product is annotated as interleukin 22 receptor, alpha 1. The coding region runs from base 1 to 1887 and encodes 628 amino acids. The record is from RefSeq and is a predicted model, not a curated record. NCBI's taxonomy places the organism in Eukaryota, Metazoa, Chordata, Aves, Coraciiformes, Meropidae. Gene Ontology annotation, molecular function: protein binding. The transcript has 8 exons.
AUGCCCCUGCUCAAGCUCUACAGUUUGGAAGUUGGAAACCAAGUGUUUGACUUUAAACUUGGCAGCAGACUUUUAGAGAUCUUCAGGUACCUGAGCCAUUCAAGAGGCAUUGUGACUACAGAGAGAUCAUCAUGUCUGAAACGUGCAGCAUUCUCUUCUACAAACUUCGAGAACAUCCUGACAUGGGAAACAGAAGCAAAUAUUCCCCCUGGCACUGUAUUUGAUGUCCAGUAUAAACAGUAUGGAGAAAAAUCCUGGCUCAACAAGCGGGAGUGCCAGAGUAUCACACAGCCCUUCUGCAACCUCAGCAGGGAGACAGAGAACGUCUCGGAGCAUUACUACGCCAGGGUGAGGGCCACUGGCCACUCCUGCUCCUCCUCCUGGCUGCCCUCGGAAAGGUUUGAACCCCGAAAAGAGACUAUUAUUGGAGCACCAGAAGUGGAGUAUAUUCCAUACGUACGGUCCAUAAAGUUUCUUAUACACCCCCCCUACACUCCGCUGAGGGGUGAGGAUGACCGCCAGCUAACCAUAGAGGACAUUUAUAGCAAGUUUGGUGCUGUUGAUUAUCAAUUAACAAUAUUCAACCAAAGGACACACCAAAAGUGGACAAAGAACGAGAACAACAAAGAAUUUGAAGUUUCCAACUUGGACCCAGACACUGAAUAUAAUGGAACAGUAUCUAUAUCUCUCCUCCAGAAAAGCAGCAAAGCUCAAGUGUUUUGGGUCAAAACACUAGCAGACAACACUUGGCUUCUGUACUGCUUUGUGCCACUGGCGUUCUGUGCUGGCCUGGUCUUUGCUGCUGUCAGUUAUGGGAUCUACAAAUAUGUCAAGCAACACGGUGCACAGCCCAUGUCUCUGGACUUCAGAGGGAUUUCACCAUUCCAGCCUCUUACACUGACAGUGGAGCAUAUUAUAAAGCCCAUUAGUUUACCCAAACCUCCACUUCUCAUCCCUGAAGUGCAGCUACCACAGAUCAGCCACCACUUGGACAGAGCACUGGAGCCACUACGGUCCUUCCACCUUCCAGACACUGCGUACCAGCAACAGGCAGAGGUACCAGCACUCCAGCUGCCCAUGCAGCCAGCCUGCUUGGCAGGGCCAGCUCCUACCUGUUAUGCUCCUCAAGCAGGCAAGCAAAGUCUUCCUACUGCCACGUCCAGCAAGUCUCUGCCCCUAACCUAUGGGGUGUGCGGCGAAGGCACAGACCGUGCUGACAAGAAGAAUUUGCAGCCAACCCAAAUGCUAAAGGAUGUUUCUCCAGAUAGUUUUGUUGGUGGAAUGCUCAUAACCCAGAUGCUGGACAAGAGCUGCAGCCAUUGGAAUUACAAAGAACAAAAGCCAAACUUGGCACUGUGGAAUAGCAGUGACACAACUGAGUCGGUUCUCUCGCAGGGGGGCCCUGGGCAAACACAGCAACUGCUGCUGCAGCCUGAUGGGAUGGAGAGUAAAGAGCACGUGCCUCAGCUCUCACUGUCUUUGCUGGAACAAGGAGGAUGCUACAGACAGCAGACAGCACAACCACCACAGCUGUUGUCUUCAGUGAAAGUUAACACAGACUACAUCAGAGAGGACGAACCGCUGUCGUCUCUCCCAGCAGCCUUCCUUUUGUCAGUCAGUCCUGGCCACAGCUUCUCUGGAGAGAGCAACACAAAGCAGUGGAUGUUGCCAGAUUCGUUCUCACAUUCUGCAAACAAAUUGCAGUUCCCAGAGACUCCAGAAUCAGAAACAUUGAUGGCAACAAAGGAGCCAGGCUGCACAGAACUGAAUAAUGCGUCCCCAGACACCAUCUCAGACUGGGACCAUGGCACACCCCUCACUAUGUUCUUCAAAGACUUGAACUUAAAAGUACUGUGGGAUCAGGAUGAAAACACAGAAUUUUAUUAG